AUGCUCUUCUCACUCGUUCUCGUUUUCCCUGCCGCUACCCUGGCGUCUUGGCUCCCAAUUAGACCAAGACAAGCGUCGACUCCUGAUGAUUGCACCCUCACGAGCACUCUUCCCCCUGUAACGCUGACCAGCGUCUACCCCGUGUCGACUAUUGCCGACUCGGGACAGGGUCAAGCCACUGGGGGAGGGUCCCUUAUUUACACCACUGCCUUGCCAACACUCGGUCCGAGUGGCCCCGGCCUGCACACCUACACCAUCACUGCGCCCUGCCCCUCGGCAGAGUGCCAGCCACCCGCCGCUACUGCAUGCCCUCCCGGGUUCACUACAGCUGUCGUGGUCUGCCAUGUUUGUGGAGAGAGCCCGGUAACUACAGUUUUGACUCUCCCUGGGAAAGCCACGGCAUCGCCCAACACGGAUGGCUCUACGAAUGGCUCCGCGGAUGUUCCCGGGCAUGGCUCCGACAGUGGGGUAAACGGUUACCCGGCAUGCAAAGGCGGCUCUUGCGUCCUUGGCUCAGCUCCUACCGUGUCUGGGUUUGUCAAGACUACUCGCCCAACAUCGUUGGAUCAUGCCAGACCAACCGGACCCUUGUCUUUGCCCGAGAUUCCGGCUGCCAACAACGCCGGAGCUUCUGUCCCGUUGCCGCAGAGCCCCUCUUCGCCUAGUGCUCUCCAUCCCCAGGAUCAGCCUCAGGGUGAUCGCCAGGGUGCUCCCGGAGCCGCAGACAUCCCUGAACACCAGCCAAUCCCUGGAUCUCCCAAGCCUCUUAGUGCGCCACCACCAGCGGGCUCAGGAUCGUCCCCGGGAUCCUCUGAAACUGUCGAAAAGCCAGCCACAGUUGGAAACCCGGGUACUGGAUCCUCAGACAGUUCUAAGAAACCAGAGGCUCAUACUCCCAAUGUCCCAGAAUCGUCAGACUCUGAGUCUUCGGCCUCGUCUUCAUCACCCUCAACGCUCCCUGAGUCCUCCACUAGUCAACAUCCCGAAAACCCUAAGCUGCCAGAGUCCCCCGAGGCGCCUGUUUCUCCUACCGUGCCCAACGCCCAGCUACCGGCGACGAACUCCCAGGGUGGUACUGUUGGAGGAGGAGCGGCACCAGAAGUUGUCUCGUCUCCUGAAGCCACACCAGGCGCCCCGACAGCUGUUGUUAUUACAGGGUCUGCCCCUGGAAGCAGGGUGGCCAAGACUACUACCCUCGGGACCGUCGUGGUUGCUUUUCUUUUCUGGCUCCCUCUUUAUGCCCACUAA
This is a messenger RNA of Fusarium vanettenii 77-13-4, 1248 nucleotides long. RefSeq lists its product as uncharacterized. NCBI's taxonomy places the organism in Eukaryota, Fungi, Ascomycota, Sordariomycetes, Hypocreales, Nectriaceae. The coding region runs from base 1 to 1248 and encodes 415 amino acids. The transcript has a single exon. The record is from RefSeq and is a predicted model, not a curated record.